Molecule: messenger RNA, 2880 nt
Organism: Callorhinchus milii (elephant shark)
Lineage: Eukaryota; Metazoa; Chordata; Chondrichthyes; Chimaeriformes; Callorhinchidae
Product: glutamate receptor ionotropic, kainate 3
Exons: 16
Coding region: 39-2822 (927 amino acids)
Biological process (GO): monoatomic ion transport; synaptic transmission, glutamatergic; modulation of chemical synaptic transmission
Cellular component (GO): kainate selective glutamate receptor complex; presynaptic membrane; plasma membrane
Molecular function (GO): transmitter-gated monoatomic ion channel activity involved in regulation of postsynaptic membrane potential; kainate selective glutamate receptor activity
Source: RefSeq, a predicted model, not a curated record
CAUCUCUCUCCAUCUCUCUCUCUCUCUCUCUCUCUGUGAUGGCUUUGGACUGGAACUGCAGGAAUAUGCCGAGACUCCGGUGUCUGUCUCAUUGGAACCUGAUUUUGGAAUACAAGACCGGACUUAUGCUCUAUCUGUUGUGGAUAAGGACCGCUCACGGGAUGCCCCAUGUCAUCAGGAUCGGAGGGAUCUUUGAAUUAGUGGAAGGGGGGACGGUGGGAGCAGAGGAGCUGGCCUUCAAAUUUGCUGUGAACAACAUCAACAGGAACAGGACUCUGCUUCCCAACACGACCCUGACCUAUGACAUCCAGCGGAUAAAUAUCUACGACAGUUUUGAAGCCUCCAGAAAAGCCUGUGACCAGCUCUCCCUCGGAGUGGUUGCUAUAUUUGGACCUUCUCAUAGUUCUUCAUCCAACGCCGUACAAUCCAUCUGCAAUGCCCUGGAGGUCCCCCACAUUCAAAUAAGGUGGAAACAUCAUCCCAUGGACAACAGGGACUCCUUCUAUGCCAACUUCUACCCCAACUAUUCCUCCCUCAGCCAUGCUAUCUUGGAUCUCAUACAGUUUCUGAAAUGGAGGACUGCAACCGUUGUGUACGAUGACAGCACGGGUCUGAUACGUCUGCAGGAGCUGAUAACGGCUCCAUCCAGGUAUAACAUACGCCUCAAGAUCCGUCAGCUACCCUCCGACUCGAACGAUGCCCGUCCUCUCCUGAAGGAGAUGAAGCGAGGCAGGGAGUUCCGUGUUAUAUUUGAUUGUGGCUAUGCCAUGGCUGCGCAGAUACUUAAACAGGCCAUGGCAAUGGGGAUGAUGACGGAGUACUACCACUAUAUUUUCACCAGUCUGGAUCUCUUUGCCCUGGAUUUGGAUUCCUACCGGUACUGUGGUGUAAACAUGACUGGAUUCCGAAUUCUAAAUACGGAAAACCCAUACGUGGCUUCCGUAAUCGAGAAGUGGUCAAUGGAGCGACUCCAAGCUCCUCCGAGCCCGGCUUCCGGCUUACUGGAUGGAAUUAUGACGACAGAUGCUGCUCUGACAUAUGAUGCAGUUCAUAUUGUCUCAAUGUCCUAUCAGCGAGCUCCUCAGAUGACGGUAAACUCUCUGCAGUGCCACAGGCACAAGCCCUGGCGAUUUGGGAGCCGUUUCAUGGCCUUCAUUAAAGAGGCUCAAUGGGAAGGAUUAACAGGGCGAAUCACAUUUAACAGAAGCACUGGACUACGGACGGAUUUCGAUUUGGACGUCAUCAGCCUUAAGGAAGAAGGACUUGAGAAGGUUGGAACCUGGGAUGUGACCAACGGCCUGAACAUCACAGAGAUGUCCAGAGGGAGAGGAUCGAAUAUAACAGACUCAUUGACCAACCGGUCGCUGAUUGUGACGACAGCUCUGGAGGAACCGUAUGUCAUGUUUAAGAAGUCCGACAAGCCUCUGUCUGGUAAUGACCGAUUUGAAGGGUUCUGCAUUGAUUUGCUCAAGGAACUCGCCAACAUCCUAGGAUUUUCCUAUGAGAUUCGACUGAUACAGGAUGGAAAAUAUGGGACUCAGGACGAGAAGGGACAGUGGAAUGGAAUGGUCAAAGAACUCAUUGAUCACAAAGCUGACCUCGCCGUUGCUCCAUUCACCAUCACGUACGCCCGGGAGAAGGUCAUCGACUUCUCUAAACCAUUCAUGACCUUUGGCAUCAGCAUUUUGUAUCGAAAGUCAAACGGGACGAACGCUGGAGUCUUCUCGUUCCUCAACCCGCUGUCUCCAGAUAUCUGGAUGUACAUCCUAUUGGCGUACCUUGGUGUCAGCUGUGUGCUGUUUGUCAUAGCCAGGUUCAGCCCCUACGAAUGGUACGAUGCUCAUCCCUGUAAUCCUGGCUCUGAUGUGGUGGAAAACAACUUCACCCUAUUGAACAGCUUUUGGUUUGGAGUCGGCGCUCUGAUGCAACAAGGUUCCGAGUUGAUGCCGAAGGCUCUUUCUACCCGGAUUAUAGGCAGUAUAUGGUGGUUUUUCACCCUGAUUAUCAUAUCGUCCUAUACUGCUAACCUGGCAGCCUUCCUAACAAUAGAACGCAUGGAAUCCCCAAUCAACUCAGCCGAUGACCUGGCAAAACAAACCAAAAUAGAGUAUGGGACGGUCAAAGAUGGGGCGACCAUGGCUUUCUUCAAGAAAUCCAAAAUUUCCACCUUCGAGAAGAUGUGGGCCUUCAUGAGUAGCAGACACCAAUCAGCGUUGGUGAAGAGCAUCGAGGAGGGCAUCCAGCGGGUUCUGACCGCGGAUUACGCUCUCCUGAUGGAAUCCACCACCCUCGAAUACACCACCCAAAGGAACUGCAACCUCACCCAGAUCGGGGGCCUGAUAGAUUCCAAAGGCUUCGGGAUUGGGACCCCUCUCGGCUCUCCGUACAAAGAAAAGAUAACCAUUGCCUUACUGGAGCUUCAGGAAGAUGGCAAGUUGCACAUGAUAAAGGAGAAAUGGUGGCGUGGGAGUGGGUGCCCAGAGGAGGACAGUAAGGAGGCCAGUGCCUUGAGCAUCCAGAACAUCGGGGGCAUCUUCAUUGUGCUGGCAGCUGGCCUGGUACUCUCGGUCUUUGUGGCCAUAGGAGAAUUUGUUUACAAGCUCCGGAAAACCGCGGAACAGGAGCAGAGAUCCCUGUGUAGCACCAUGGCUGAGGAGCUGCGGUUGUCCCUCACGUGCCAGCGACGGGUUAAGCACAAGCCUCAGGCCCCUGUUAUGGUCAAGACUGAAGCCGUGAUCAACAUGCACACAUUCAACGACCGACGGCUUCCGGGCAAAGACAGCAUGAGCUGCAACACUGGGCUGACCCCGGUGUUCCCCUAGGAGACCCACGACCUGCGCUGGGAGCAGAAUGGGCGCGCACUAGCACUGGACAGAACGA